CUCUCUCCUUCUCCUCCGUCCACCUCCGCUCCCGUCUCACACCUUCCUCCCCCCCUCCGUCCCUCCCCGCCCGAUCGCUACUGCUGAAGCACAGGUCCGGUCCAUCUGCUCCCUUUGUCCUGUUGCAAUCAUUCGGCCGCGUUCUUGGUUUCUAUAAAACCACUGUCCCGAUCUACCCCAGCCUCACUGCCAUCGCCACUCCGUUGGCCUCGCUCACUCACUCACUCACUCACAAUGUGGCGCCAUGGCGAGAGAUGCGUGAUCCUUGCUGUGGCCGCCGCCGCACUUUUGGUGGCGGCGGCCGCGGCCGGGCGGGACGGCCGGCAGACGUACAUCGUGCAUAUGUCCCACUCGGCCAUGCCGAAUGAUUUCGUGGAGCAUGGCGAAUGGUACGCGGCGUCGCUGCAGGCGGUGUCGGAGGCGGCCACCGUGCUCUACACCUACGACACCCUCGUCCACGGCUACUCGGCGCGGCUGACGCGCGCCGAGGCCGAGGCGCUGGAGUCGCAGCCCGGCGUCCUCAUCGUCAACCCGGAGGUGCGGUACGAGCUGCACACCACCCGGACGCCGGAGUUCCUGGGGCUGGACGGCACGGACGCGCUGUUCCCGCAAUCGAGCACCGGGAGCGACGUCAUCAUCGGGGUGCUCGACACCGGCGUGUGGCCGGAGAGGCCGAGCUACGACGACACGGGGUUCGGCCCCGUGCCGGCGGGCUGGAAGGGCGAGUGCGAGAAGGGGAACGACUUCAACGCCUCCUCCUGCAACAAGAAGCUCAUCGGCGCGAGGUUCUUCCUGACGGGCUACGAGGCGGCCAAGGGCCCCGUGGACACGUCCAAGGAGUCGCGGUCGCCGAGGGACAACGACGGCCACGGGACGCACACCUCGAGCACGGCGGCCGGCGGCGCCGUCCAGGGCGCGGACCUGCUCGGGUACGCGGCCGGGACGGCCAAGGGCAUGGCGCCCCGCGCGCGCGUCGCGACGUACAAGGUGUGCUGGACGGGCGGGUGCUUCAGCUCCGAUAUCCUCAAGGCCAUGGAGGCCGCGGUGACCGACGGCGUCGACGUGCUCUCCCUCUCCCUCGGCGGCGGCACCGCGGACUACUACCGCGACAGCAUCGCGGUGGGCGCCUUCAGCGCCAUGGAGAAGGGGAUCUUUGUGUCCUGCUCGGCAGGCAAUGCCGGCCCGGGGGCGGCGACGCUGUCGAACGGCGCGCCGUGGAUCACCACCGUUGGCGCGGGGACCAUCGACCGCGACUUCCCCGCCCAUGUCACCCUCGGCAACGGCAAGAACUACACCGGCGUGUCCCUGUACAGCGGCAAGCCACUGUCCACCACGCCGGUGCCGUUGAUCUACGCCGGGAACGCGUCGAACAGCAGUAUGGGCCAGCUCUGCAUGUCCGGCAGCCUCAUCCCGGAGAAGGUCGCCGGCAAGAUCGUCCUUUGCGACCGCGGCACCAAUGCUAGGGUCCAGAAGGGCUUCAUCGUCAAGGACGUCGGCGGCGCCGGCAUGAUUCUCGCCAACACCGCCGCGAACGGCGAGGAGCUCGUGGCAGACGCGCACAUUCUCCCGGGCUCCGGCGUGGGGGAGAAAGCCGGCAACGCCAUUAGAGACUACGCCAUGUCCGAUCCGAAGGCGACGGCGACCAUUGUGUUCGCCGGCACGAAGGUCGGCAUCCAGCCGUCUCCCGUGGUCGCGGCCUUCUCGUCGCGGGGGCCGAACACCGUGACGCCCAGCGUCCUGAAGCCGGACAUCAUCGCGCCCGGCGUGAACAUCCUCGCGGCCUGGUCGGGCUCCGUCGGCCCCUCGGGGAUCCCCGGCGACAGCCGCCGCGUCGGUUUCAACAUCAUCUCCGGCACCUCCAUGUCGUGCCCGCACGUGAGCGGCCUCGCGGCGCUGCUCCGCGCGGCGCACCCGGAGUGGAGCCCGGCAGCGAUCCGCUCGGCGCUGAUGACGACGGCGUACAACGAGUACCCCAACGGCGACGGCAUCCUGGACGUGGCCACGGGCCGCCCCGCGACGCCGCUGGACGUGGGCGCCGGCCACGUCGACCCCGCCAAGGCCGUCGACCCGGGCCUGGUGUACGACCUCACCACCGCCGACUACGUCGACUUCCUGUGCGCCAUCAACUACGGCCCGAUGCAGAUCGCGACGCUGACGAAGCGGUCCUCCGACGGGUGCGUCGCCAACCGCACGUACGCGGAGUCCGCGCUCAACUACCCGUCCUUCGCCGUGGCGUUCCCCGCCGCCGGCGGCACGGUGAAGCACACCCGCACGGUGACAAACGUUGGGCAGCCCGGAACGUACAAGGUGACCGCCAGCGCCGCCGCCGGCAGCACCGCGGUGAAGGUGUCCGUGGAGCCGUCGACGCUGAGCUUCAGCAAGGCCGGCGAGAAGCUGAGCUACACGGUGAGCUUCACGGCGCCGGCGAUGGCGUCGGGCACCAACGGGUUCGGCCGGCUCGUCUGGUCCAGCGACCACCACGUGGUCGCCAGCCCGAUCGCGGCGACAUGGAACUAACCGGUGGCUGUAGCAGACUAGCAUCGCUUAGCAGAAGCGUACUAGAUCUCGAGAUAAAACCAGAGCGAGAUGGCAACGACUAAAAUGAGCGAGCGCCAUUCUCGAAUGCGAGAGAGACGGUGGAAGGAUGUCGUCCAAGAGUGUUGUUGUAUCAGUCAGUCGAUUAGGGUGGCGAUUUCAACGCAUGUUUCCCCGCCUCUCCGGUGUGUAAGCUGCCGGUGUACUCUGUAACUGACCCGAUUGUCGUGAAGCAGCAAUUAAGCAAAAUAUCUCACUGUAUUUAGCUGUUCA
Setaria italica (foxtail millet) is the source of this 2808-nucleotide messenger RNA. Its product is annotated as subtilisin-like protease SBT1.7. The record is from RefSeq and is a predicted model, not a curated record. NCBI's taxonomy places the organism in Eukaryota, Viridiplantae, Streptophyta, Magnoliopsida, Poales, Poaceae. The transcript has a single exon. Gene Ontology annotation, molecular function: serine-type endopeptidase activity. The coding region runs from base 235 to 2517 and encodes 760 amino acids. Gene Ontology annotation, biological process: proteolysis.